GUUGCCGUUCACCUCCGCCAUAAAUUUAAUAAUACUUGGAUAUCUUUUCUUGGGGCCAUUUCUUCUUCUGUUAAAAAAAGAGGGUAGUCAUGGCAGACGAGAGAAAGGAACUGGAUUGGGAUUUAUCUGUCAACGUUCCCUCCAAGGGAAUAACGAGGAAACUCCGCGUGACCAGCAGCGAGUCCGUCCAGGCCAUCAUAUAUAAAGUGGCCUCUAAACUAGGUGAGGGUGAUUGGUCUAACUUUGCCUUAUGGUGGCCAGAUAAAGGCGUGUGGCUCAGCAAAGUUCGACAGACGCUUUACUCUUACGGAAUCAUGUCGAAUUCUGUUCUUGAGUUUACUUGUGUCCAGCGUAACUUUAUUGUCGAGCUCCCUGAUAGAACUCGAUACAUCAUGCGUAUACACGUAGCCAUGAUGACUUUUUAUGUCGUGAAGGUAAUCUGUGACACUUUGAAUAUUCGCCAUGCCGAGGAGUUGUCCCUGAUGAGGUCACCUUUUGAUAAAGAGGGCUACGUCAAAGCAACAGGGUAUCACAGAACAAAAGCAAAGAAGACCACCUUGGAAGCAGGACAGUCUGUCGAGGACCCCACUGCCUCUCCCGGCCACAAAACCAAGCUUCCCUCUAGCCUUGACCCUGAAGCAAUGCUUCCAGGGAACGACAUGAACAGUGGGGCGUCCAUUGUCAAGAGGCUACCCGAUGCACCUGAGAACGGGUUCUUUUCGGAUAAAGUCUAUCGCUCGGCUACAGAGAGAGCUUUCAUUAAUGGCCUCUGGUUGAAUUCUUCCAAGACUCUGUUUGAGCAAGAGGUCAAUGAAGGUGACCUACUCUACCUUCGCUUCAGAUACUACCCAUUCAUGGACAUUGACCCCAGGGUUGAUGAGGCUCGCAUUAAUCAGCUGUAUGCUCAAGCUAAGUGGUCCAUACUGGUUGAAGAGGUUGACUGUACUGAGGAAGAGGUCUAUACUUUUGCUGCUCUACAGUUUCAAAUCAAGUUGGCUCAGAGCUCACCUGCCUAUCAUCAAGGUGCUGUGGCUCAAACGAUUGAUGAGCCGGUCACUGACAUCAAUGCAGCCAUUGACCAGCUACAGAUUGAAUUAGGUCAAACCAGAGACACUAACCCUGCUGAGAGUAGAGCACUUCAAUUAACUGGUUAUUGCAAAUUUAGCAAGGGUUCAAGGAUGACUCUCAAAGCUGCCAAGAGGUACUUCUUCCUCCUCAAAGGUACAACCCUCUGCUGCUACAAACAUGAAGACUCUUACACGUCCGGAGAACCACCUCUGCAGCGAUUCAACCUCACAGGUGCUGAGGCAGUUCCUGAUCUUGACCUGACAAAAAGGAAGUAUUGUUUCAAUGUUUUGCUACCCACUUCUGACGAGAAUAAAGAAUUGAGACUUUACUUUGACACUGUUGAUGAAUACUCCUCUUGGAUGGCUGGCUGUAGGAUGGCCAUUAAAGGUCGGCCAUUGGUCAAGCAGGGAUAUGAACAGGAGCUGUCAAGCAUUAAAGCAUUCGUAUCAAUGCAGAACACAUCAGAGGCUGGCCCUUCAGCAACCACAGAUGAGCUUCGUCCAGAGGACUUCGUGAGUCCAAGAAUGCUUAAGAAACACAAACCCAAAGUGAUUGCAAGGCAGAUACUUGAUGCUCAUUCCUCAAUGCUUAACAUGAGUCUUAUGGAUGCAAAGAUGCAGUACAUCAGAAACUGGCAGGCUCUCCAGGGAUUUGGUAUAACUUAUUUUGUUAUUAAAUCAGGAAAAUCAAAGAAAGAUGAGUUCCUUGGAAUAGCCUAUAAUCGUCUUAUUCUAUUUGAUGCCCACACAAUGGAAGAGAAGAACAUCUGGCGAUACAGUGCCAUGAGGUCGUGGAACGUGAACUGGGAGUCAAAGACUAUGAAAAUCGACCACGAGCAGGACAAGAUUUCGUUCACAUGCACUUCUGCUGAUCUUAAGAUUGUCCACGAGUUUAUUGGAGGGAAUAUUUGGCUCUCUCUCCGUAAGUCAGGAGACGAUUUAGACGUCGGGAUGUUUGUGAAGUUGACUGGAGGCGUGGCUUCUAACCUGGAGGGAUGGGGAGCUGAAGUUAUGGCCCAGUUUAGUUAGAGGACUAUUAUUAUUAUUAUUAUUAUUAAAGAUAUAUUUAACCUCUCCUUUGUCUCUUUCUCUCUCUUGAAUCUUCUCUUUUCUGUGAGCGUGUGUUUUGUUUGUUUAGAUGAUUUGAAGGACUUUGAAGUUUUAAAAAUAUUAUUAUUAUCAUGAAUUAUUAUUACAUUAUGUUUCUGUCUUAGCACACUGAUAGUUUAGAUUUUUCUGUGGUGUUCAUUUACUCAUUUUUGGUUUAUCAUGAGAAAAUUGAAUGACAAAA
Amphimedon queenslandica is the source of this 2358-nucleotide messenger RNA. RefSeq names its product fermitin family homolog 2-like. NCBI's taxonomy places the organism in Eukaryota, Metazoa, Porifera, Demospongiae, Haplosclerida, Niphatidae. Gene Ontology annotation, molecular function: integrin binding. Gene Ontology annotation, biological process: cell-matrix adhesion; integrin-mediated signaling pathway. Gene Ontology annotation, cellular component: cell-substrate junction. The transcript is spliced from 14 exons. The record is from RefSeq and is a predicted model, not a curated record. The coding region runs from base 90 to 2096 and encodes 668 amino acids.